Molecule: messenger RNA, 1233 nt
Organism: Didymodactylos carnosus
Lineage: Eukaryota; Metazoa; Rotifera; Eurotatoria; Philodinida; Philodinidae
Source: the annotation of a GenBank genome assembly
AUGUAUGAUGAACACACAUUUCUUACUAAAAUUGCACGUGAUCCAAAAUUUUCAAUGGAGUUCUUGGAUGAUUUAAGUCUGGCUGGUGGUGUUAGUCGAGCGUGUAUAAAAAAUACUCGUGUCAUGGAUGAAAUUAUUAAACAAUUUCACACUUAUCUGUUUGGUGAUGAAUUAGAACAAUUAAAUAAAUCAGUAUAUGAUUGUUUAAUUGAUAAAUUAAAGGUACGAUCAACAACCACAAACAUCGUUAAUGUAUUUGAUUAUUUUGGUGAGAUGAUGUUUUAUGCAGCGGCAACAACACUUUUUGGUAAAACAUUUGUUGAACAACAGCCAGGUUUAUAUCAAUCAUAUUUAGAAUUCAACCAUGCAUUGGGUAUAAUACUAAUGAAAAUACCAAUGCAAUCGUUUUUCUUAUAUCCAGUCAUUAAGAAACGUAAUGAAUACAUAAAGCGUUUUGAAAAUUUGAAAAUCAAUGAUGAACAAUCAAAAAUAGUUCAAGCUCGUAUUGAAUUUUUUGCAAGUGAUGAAAAUAAAGAUGUUUUUUCGAAACAGGAUACAUCCGCAUCGCACGGCCUUCUCCUGUGGGCAGCCGUGGUAAAUACUGUAACAAAUUCUAUUUGGGCAUUAGUUGAUCUACUUAUACAUCCUGAAGCAAUAUCAGCUGUUAAACAAGAACUUAAAACAAUUGAUAUAAAUCAACUAUAUGAACGAGAAACAUUGAAUAAACUUCAAAUAUUAGAUAGUUGUAUUAAUGAAACAUUGAGACGAACAGUAUUAUCGAUGUCAACAAGAGAAGCAACAGAAAAUAUAACAAUUACAGAUAGUGAUGGAACAUUAAUUGGAUUAAGAAAACAUGAUAUUCUUGCAUAUCCAUCAUUAGUCAAACAUUAUGAUUCUGAUUUAUUUCCUCAACCAUAUACAUUUCAAUAUAAUCGAUUUGUUAAAGAACAACAUCAACAAAAUGGAAAAAAAAUACCAUCAACAAUAGUAUUUGGUUGUGGUAAGAGAAUGUGUCCUGGACGAUAUUGGGCAGUGAAUGAAAUAAAAAUGUUACUGGCACUUGUAAUUACUAAUAUGAAUAUUGAAUUAUUAAUGGAUGAAUCUUAUCGAAAAAAAUUAUGUGAAAGAUUAGAAUAUCAAUACACUGGAGUACUAUCCAACGGUGGUCCAAUUAAACAACAUCAUGAUCAAUUUAAAAUCAAAUAUUCUUGCAGAAAUAUCGAUGUUAACUAA